Molecule: messenger RNA, 447 nt
Organism: Arabis nemorensis
Lineage: Eukaryota; Viridiplantae; Streptophyta; Magnoliopsida; Brassicales; Brassicaceae
Source: the annotation of a GenBank genome assembly
AUGGCAUCGAAGCGGAUCUUGAAGGAAUUGAAGGAUCUGCAGAAGGAUCCACCCACAUCAUGUAGCGCAGGACCCGUCGCGGAAGACAUGUUUCAUUGGCAGGCCACGAUAAUGGGUCCAACAGAAAGUCCUUAUUCUGGUGGAGUUUUUCUUGUAACCAUUCAUUUUCCUCCAGAUUACCCAUUUAAACCUCCUAAGGUGGCUUUUAGGACAAAGGUGUUCCAUCCAAACAUUAACAGUAAUGGGAGCAUCUGUCUCGACAUCUUGAAGGAGCAGUGGAGUCCCGCACUCACAAUUUCCAAGGUGCUGCUAUCAAUUUGUUCUUUGUUAACGGAUCCAAACCCAGAUGAUCCUUUGGUCCCCGAGAUAGCUCACAUGUACAAGACGGACAAGAACAAGUACGAGUCCACUGCUCGGACCUGGACUCAAAAGUACGCAAUGGGCUGA